AUCGUCUGGGUGUGUGUGCAACCCUUCCUCGAUCGACUUUAUAUCUCACCUGGAUAUGGAUGCCUAAAAAUCGCCGCAGCUGUGUGAAUAUACUGGAGAAUGAUUUUGAUUAGAUAAUAGAGGAUGUCAUGGGAAAAAAGCAUGGCGAGCGGAUCGGAGCAGGAGGAGUUUGGCGUGAGCGUGGAAGAACUGCGCGACCUGAUGGAGAGUCGGGGGUACGAGGCCUGUCAACGGAUACAGGACGAACACUCGGGAGUGCACAACCUCUGCAGGAAGCUGCACACCUCCCCCACAGACGGUCUGAGUGGAUCUGCCACAGACAUGGCCCGUCGGCGGGAGGUGUUCGGUGCCAAUAUGAUCCCCCCAAAACCCCCCAAAACAUUCCUACAGUUGGUGUGGGAGGCACUGCAAGACGUGACGCUAAUCAUCCUUCAAGUGGCGGCGCUUGUCUCCCUGGGGCUCGCCUUCUACGAAUCACCGCAAGAAGAAAACGCCGCAGGCCACGAUGAAGGAGAGAGCGAAGCCAGUUGGAUUGAGGGCGUGGCCAUCUUGGUUUCCGUAGUGAUUGUGGUUCUGGUAACAGCCUUCAACGACUAUACCAAAGAGCGCCAGUUCCGCGGCCUGCAAAACCGGAUCGAGCACGAGCACAAAUUCUCUGUGAUACGGGGCGGAGAGGUCCUGCAAAUAUCAGUCAGCGACAUUGUUGUCGGAGACAUCUGCCAGGUCAAAUAUGGGGACCUCCUACCAGCGGAUGGUAUAGUCAUACAAAGCAACGAUCUAAAAGUAGACGAGAGUUCUUUAACAGGUGAAUCGGAUCACGUGAAAAAGGGAGAGGAUUUUGACCCUAUGAUGCUCUCAGGGACUCAUGUUAUGGAAGGAAGUGGAAAAAUGGUGGUUGCUGCAGUGGGUCCCAACUCCCAAGCUGGUAUUAUUUUUACAUUAUUAGGAGCUGCAAAGUCUGAAGAGCACAGUGGUCAAAAAGCUAACCCUAAAGCAAGUGGAGGUGAAGCAAACAUUCCAAACGACACAGCCCCCCACGAAGCAGAAAGGGAAGUGCCCAAAAAAAGUGAAGACAACAAUCCUCAUAAAGAAAAAUCUGUACUUCAAGCCAAGCUAACAAAACUAGCCAUUCAAAUUGGAUAUGCAGGUUCAACGAUCGCAGCGUUCACAGUGAUCAUCCUAAUAAUCCGAUUUCUCAUCUCAACCUUCGUGGUCCAUCAGGACACCUGGAAGGCCCAGCACACUCAGAUGCUGGUGAAGUUCCUCAUCAUCGGCGUCACAGUGUUGGUAGUCGCUGUGCCAGAGGGACUGCCCCUCGCCGUCACACUCGCCCUCGCCUACUCCGUCAAGAAAAUGAUGAAAGAUAACAACCUGGUGCGGCAUCUUGACGCCUGUGAAACGAUGGGCAACGCUACUGCCAUUUGUUCCGACAAGACAGGAACGCUCACUACUAACAGAAUGACUGUUGUGAGAAGCUAUAUAUGCAAUGUACUGUACAAGAACACCCCCAAAUAUUCCAGUCUCCCAUCCGAAGUGGCUUCUUUAAUUGUAGACGCUAUAUCAAUCAACAGCGCCUUCACAUCACGUGUUAUGCCUCCCGACAAUCCAGGGGAACUUCCGAAGCAAGUGGGCAACAAAACAGAGUGUGCGUUGCUCGGCUUCGUCCUCGAUCUUGGCAAAGAUUACCAAGCCGUGCGGGACAAAAUGCCCGAAGAAAAGUUGCACAAGGUCUACACAUUCAACUCCGUCAGAAAAUCAAUGAGCACUGUGAUACGGCUCCCAAACGGGGGCUUUAGGAUAUUCACUAAAGGGGCCUCGGAAAUCAUUCUCCAAAAAUGUGCAUUCUCAUUCGGGUCCGGGGGUCAGCUGGAAAGGUUUACGCCUUCCGACGCCGAUCGAUUAGUAACUUCUGUCAUAGAACCCAUGGCCUGUGACGGUCUUCGCACGAUCGGCAUUGCGUACAAAGACUUCGUUUUCGGCGAAGAGGCACACAUAAACCAGGAGAGGUGCGAUGCCGAGCCCAACUGGGACGAUGAGCAAUUUAUCGUCCAGAACCUCACCGCCAUUUGUAUCGUCGGCAUUGAAGAUCCGGUCCGACCUGAGGUGCCUGAAGCCAUCAAACAGUGCCAGAAAGCCGGUAUUACAGUGCGGAUGGUAACAGGAGACAACAUCAACACUGCUCGUUCUAUCAGUAUAAAAUGCGGGAUUGUUCGACCUGGCGAUGAUUUCCUCGUUCUCGAGGGAAAAGAUUUCAAUGCUAGGAUACGAGACUCAAACGGGGAAGUUCAGCAAGCCCUGUUAGACAAAGUGUGGCCACGUCUACGAGUUUUAGCACGGAGUUCCCCGACUGACAAGUACAUCCUAGUAAAAGGCAUCAUUGACAGCAAAUUGCAUGCAAAUAGGGAAGUGGUUGCUGUCACCGGAGACGGAACAAACGAUGGGCCUGCCUUAAAAAAGGCAGAUGUUGGCUUUGCAAUGGGUAUUGCCGGUACUGAUGUGGCCAAAGAAGCUUCAGACAUCAUUCUCACGGACGACAACUUCACAAGUAUAGUAAAAGCCGUCAUGUGGGGUCGAAAUGUAUACGACAGCAUCGCCAAGUUCCUUCAGUUCCAGCUCACAGUCAAUGUGGUGGCAGUCAUUGUGGCCUUCGUAGGAGCCUGCGCCAUUGAAGACAGCCCGUUAAAGGCAGUCCAGAUGCUCUGGGUUAACUUAAUUAUGGAUACGCUAGCGUCCUUGGCAUUGGCGACCGAAAUGCCGACAGCCCAAUUGUUACAGAGGAAGCCAUACGGUCGAACUAAAGCGCUCAUUUCAAGAACUAUGAUGAAGAACAUCUUGGGACACGGCGUAUAUCAGCUAACAGUCAUCUUCACCCUUCUCUUCGCCGGGCACCACAUUUUUGACAUUGACUCGGGCAUGUACGCACCGUUGCAUUCUCCGCCUUCGCAGCACUUCACCAUCAUCUUCAACACCUUCGUCAUGAUGACCCUCUUCAACGAGAUUAACGCCCGAAAAAUCCACGGUGAGAGGAACAUCUUCGAGGGCCUUCUCACAAACCCCGUGUUCUACAGCAUACUCGUCAUCACUGCCGCUUCACAGGUGGUGAUCGUCCAGUUUGGGGGUCGCGCCUUUUCGACCGCCCCCCUCUCCCUGGAUCAAUGGCUGUGGUGCUUAUUCUUCGGGGCCGGGGUACUGGUGUGGGGCCAAUGCAUCACCAGUAUCCCCACCAAGAAGAUCCCCAAGACGUUCACGUGGGGUUCGGGCAACCCAGAAGACUUGGACGCUGGAGGGUCAUUGGUCGAGGACACCUCGCGUGGAUCCAUCUCUCAGGAAGUCAAAAGGACGGGCCAGAUUCUUUGGAUCCGGGGACUGACGCGCCUUCAGACACAGGUGAUUGGCGGGGAGCUUCAAGACAGAUUGAUACCAGUUCCCUACAGUAAAGCCGCUACUGACGAAGCGAUUCGCGUGGUGAGUGCUUUCCGCAGCGGAAUGGACUCCCGCAAGAACUCAACUGCGGACGCAAGUGGCGCCCUUGGGCGAUCAGCAAGCAAGAGGGCAAUGAUGCACCCGAACGCCACAGCGUCUACCAGUGGCGCCGACGUCAUCAAGGAUGCCAACACGAGUAACGACAAGAAAAACUCCGCUCACAACGAAACCCCCGUCUGAGAAAACCAUACAAAUAUCAUAAACAAAUACUCAGAAAGAUAACUCUCGUCUUCUAUCGAAACAACCCCCUUUUCAAUCUCUCUUUCCUUAUCUUUAUCUCUCUAUCUCUAUCUCUAUCUCUAAAAAGAAAAAAAAAGUCUUUGUUUCGCAACCCUUGUGCUUGGGGAAAAAGAGUAAAAUAGCAUUUGUUUUCGUUAAAUUCCUCUGACUGUCUCACGUGUGUAGUAUUAGAAGACAUUACUACCUAAGCGAUCAAGAAGAAGACGUUCUCAUCUGGUUAUACAUACGCAGUGUGUGUCUUUUUAUAAUAUCGUAGAAGACAGAACCGAAAUACAAAAGAACUGUAGAGAUUAUAUGUAUAUACAUACAUAUAAAUAUAUAAAUUAUUAUAUGAUUAACAACAGGGAAAGUGCUAGCUCCCAUAGACGAUAUAGAUCAUUGCUCUUAGUGGUUUUAGAUUGCGACUGCAUAUAUUGAUGCCGCGGCAGUUAAAUCACAUUGUACAUUUGUAAAGUGCUCAAAAUAUAUUAAAUUAAUUACAACAAGAAGUGACUUUUUGCAGAGUGAACUGUGACGCCAUCGCAGCCACCUGUUGACAUGCACUCCUAAUAUAUAGGGGCAGACUAAUCCUCAUGCAAAUCGUUUUCCUUCAUUAGAGUGCAGACGAUGCCACUCAAAGGAGCAUCGAGAUUUUGACAACGAGUUUCAAAUCAACCAUUCAGCAAAAAAAAAAUCAGAAAAGAAUAAAAGAAUAUUCAAACUCUAUGCCAAGUUCCUCUUCUGCUGGCUUUCAAGUUCUUCGGGCUCCGUGCGGUCAUCUACAACCGAGGAGACGAAGAAUGCGAUGGAGACGACGUUCGGGGAAGGAGGGAAAAUGGUGUCAACCCUCUUCUGAAAGUUCGUUCGAUCCAUCAUCGCUUUCAGGUUCAUCGUAUGCAAAAUACUGUUCAAUCAGUAUAUCCCAAACUGCGGAAAAAACUUGCUUUACGAAUGUUGCUAGAUAUAUCAAAAAAGAAAAAAAAUGCCGCUAUAAAUAAAUAGGUAAAUAGUAGUAUAUGGUGCUAGGUAGGCGUAUAUCACUUGUUUUGCCUGCUUUGAAGUCAAAUUAAGUAACUUUAUGAAAUGCCUGUUCUGAAUUUCAAAACGAUAUUUUUUAAUGCUACAAAUUGUAAAAAGUUUCACCCCUUUUACCGUGUUGACAUAAAUAAUUUUCAAUGAUUCGUGUUCCGUAACCUUUGAGCGAUUCACAUAGUCUCAUUUUUUUUAAUCGUUUGGGAAAUACUGCUGUAAAUAAUCUUGGUCAUUCUAAUCCCAGCGAACAGGUUGUUAACAAAUUAUAAAAAUUCUAUGGUCAGUUUGAUCUGUGUCUAGUGUUGUGAUUACUAGAAAAUCUAGAAAUUGGAGCCAGAGAAAUUUAUUCUAACCGUUCGUUCGGGUGAUUUAAGUCUAUAUUAGCAUUUGAACCUUUUUCAGUAAUUUCUGAAUUUCGGUUUAUAUACGGUCGGUAAUUUCGCGUCCAACGAAACUGAUCGAGGCCUCCGAAAUGCUAAAGGCCAACCAAGCUAAGGUUGACGUUAUAAUCGAUGUCCACUUUUUAAGGGUAUUGCAAGGACAAAAUUGUGCGCGAGACAAGGACAAGCCGAACAAUGAAAUAAGCAUGGACGUCGAUUAUUACGUUGAUGUGAAUUUGAUUGGCCUUGUUGUCUCCGGAGAUCUCGAACCAAUACUCAUUCGUGGGUUUCAUCUAGUUCGAGAUUUCGCUAAAACAAAUACGCAGUAGAACAGUGGUUCCCGAGUAUUAGAAGACUGUUGCAGCGUAUGAACGUUUUCCUUUUAUGAUUUGAACGAAAUCAUUUUGAUGUUUUGCACUUGAAAUCAUUUUCUUUGGAGAACCAUAGUGCCUGAAUACUUUUAAGUCAGUUCAUGUAAUCACCUAUUGAUAACUAUUUAGUAUCCUGCAAUGUGUGUUGCAGAAUUCUUGGCGUGUCAUACCUAUUAUUUUUAAAUUUGGAAACUAAUUCUUAUGUAAUUCAAAAGUAUUUGUCUCAGUGUAUUGUCCUUUUACUUGUUCGAAGCAUUGUGGAGCGUUAUGACUCUAACUUUGUUAUUAACAAUCACGGAUUGAAUCCCGGAUCUCUCUAAUUAGGUUCAGUUGUCCAAUUAAUUGUCAUCCAAAUUUUGAAACCAGGUUAUGAAAUUUGUAGUUUUUGUGUAAAUUUAGGAAUGAAGGAUUUCGCAUGGUUUAUACUAUUUUCAAUUUUAUUGCUUGCUGAAAGAAAAAAUAGCACUUUAUUUCUAUUUUCCUGAAAACAAAAAUUUAAAUAAAAGCAAGUUCUUAAAAUCAUUUAGACCAAUAUUGUAUUUUUUGACAUUUUUUGGAAGAUCAUCAUUUUGUAAACACAGUUUAUUGAUUCCGAAUCAAGGACAAUCUUG
Molecule: messenger RNA, 6096 nt
Organism: Uloborus diversus
Lineage: Eukaryota; Metazoa; Arthropoda; Arachnida; Araneae; Uloboridae
Product: plasma membrane calcium-transporting ATPase 2-like
Biological process (GO): regulation of cytosolic calcium ion concentration; calcium ion transmembrane transport
Cellular component (GO): intracellular membrane-bounded organelle; membrane
Molecular function (GO): P-type calcium transporter activity; ATP binding; ATP hydrolysis activity
Source: RefSeq, a predicted model, not a curated record